GUGAGCCACGUCUGGGAUAAGACAGGCUCCCCGAGUGCAUGAGGUAGAGGGGUGUCCGGCGGGCGGGGCGUAGUGCAUUGUGGUCCCCCUCUGUCCUAAUCCUCUGCACCCCCCGUAUAGCGCCCCCUAGCGCUGAGCCUUCCAUGGACACAUCCCAUUUGUUGCAGAAAUUGUGACAAAGAGCUUGCAAUCGAAUCCCCCUCCCCAGUCAUGUUACAGGGACCACUGACUGCAGACAUGAGUCCUGGGAGAGUGCCUGGGGAAUAAGUGGAGACACCAGGGGUUCCCCUCCAGAUUCUCACGUCCCGAUGCAGAAAGCCGAUAGUGUCGGUAGGAAAAUGGCGUUACCAUGCUGGGCCAUAAUGUGGAAGAGUCUUCUGACUGUGGGCCUGGUCCUGUUCUACUACUCCUUCUCCAUUGGCAUCACCUUCUACAACAAAUGGCUACUGAAGAAAUUUCACUUCCCUCUGUUUAUGACCCUGGUUCAUCUCCUGAUCAUCUUUGUCUUGGCAUCAAUAACCAGAACCAUGAUGACCUGCGCCAGCGGACGGGCACGGGUUAUCCUGCCAUGGUCAGACUACCUCAAGAAGGUGGCCCCGACGGCUCUGGCCACCGCCCUGGACAUUGGACUUUCCAAUUGGAGCUUCCUAUACAUCACCGUAUCUCUGUACACCAUGACCAAGUCUUCGGCUGUCCUCUUCAUCCUCUUCUUCUCGCUGCUCUUCAAGUUAGAGGAACUGAAACCGGCUCUGAUCCUUGUGGUUCUGCUCAUUUCCGGAGGCCUCUUCAUGUUCACAUUCAAGUCAACACAGUUUGAUGGCCGAGGCUUCUUUCUGGUUCUAGCAGCGUCAUGUCUGGGGGGGAUCAGAUGGACCCUCACCCAGAUCCUCAUGCAGAAAGCAGAGUUAGGUUUACAGAAUCCCAUAGACACCAUGUUUCAUUUACAGCCCCUCAUGUUCCUCAGCCUGUUCCCACUGUUUAUUGGCAUUGAAGGCCUCCACGUAUCCACGUCUACACAGCUUUUCCGCUAUCAGGAUGUCCAGGGCCUGCUUGUUCUCUUGGCCACCCUCGGUGCGGGAGGACUGCUCGCGUUUGGCCUCGGAUAUUCAGAAUUUCUACUGGUUUCUAAGACGUCCAGCCUCACCCUCUCCAUCGCCGGCAUCUUCAAGGAGCUUUGCGUGUUGUUGUUGGCGACGCAUCUUUUCGGCGACAAGUUGAGCGUAGUCAACUGGUCGGGGUUUGCCGUUUGCAUCUGUGGCAUCGCCUUGCAUGUUGCUUUAAGGACCACCCAUUCUAAAGAGCACAGAGUGUCUCUCAGCACAGACAUGGAGCUUCUCCUCCGAGGAGGGGAGGAUGAAGAGGACGAAGAGACGUGACUUCUGGACGUGUUCCCGUACACGGAGUGUGGAUACACCUCUAUGAACCCAACGGGGACUUGUGAAUCCCCCCAGCGCAGUUCAGAUGAGGGACUACAUUAACCCUUGUGGAGAGAGGUGACUACAUGGUGUCCAUCCAAGAUGGAGGCAGAGACUGGGACGUGGACUUGUACAGGGGUGCCUGAGAGCUGGCUUCUCCAUGUGUGGGAUGUGCUACCUACCUCUACCAGAAAACCGCAUUUCAUCCUCUCAUUUCAGUGUUUCCCAAACAGGGUGCCUC
This is a messenger RNA of Hyla sarda, 1656 nucleotides long. It is a transcript of the gene SLC35H1, whose product is annotated as solute carrier family 35 member C2. The record is from RefSeq and is a predicted model, not a curated record. Gene Ontology annotation, molecular function: antiporter activity. The transcript is spliced from 10 exons. Bases 309 to 1376 code for a protein of 355 amino acids. Gene Ontology annotation, biological process: UDP-glucose transmembrane transport. Gene Ontology annotation, cellular component: cis-Golgi network; endoplasmic reticulum-Golgi intermediate compartment; Golgi apparatus. NCBI's taxonomy places the organism in Eukaryota, Metazoa, Chordata, Amphibia, Anura, Hylidae.